CUCGUGACACUUAAGAGUGGAAAAAUCUGAGACGAGUGUUUCGUUAGGAGCUUCUUCUACCACCAGCAAGUCCUUCCAGAAAAGAAAAAAAAUAUCCAUAGCCAUACCUCCACAACCAAGCUCUUCGCCUAUCAAUUUCUUCCAUCCCCCAUCUUCCAUUUCUCCUUCCCUCAUCCUCCAAAUCCAAUCCCCCACUACACACAUGGCCUCAAUUUUCUUCUCACCUUCUCUUUCCUCUGCUUCCCCUCUCUCAACGCCUUCCUUUCAACCUCGCUCCCACCUCCACUUACAACCCCGUUCGUGUCGAUUUGGUGUUAGAUGUAGUUAUGUGGACGCGGGAGUGAGGGAUGAUUAUGCGCCAAAUACUAUAGAUGUUGUUGCGGAUGUUAAGAGUGAGAAGGUUGUGGUUUUAGGAGGUAGCGGGUUUGUUGGUUCUGCUAUAUGUAAGGCGGCAAUAUCCAAGGGGAUCGAAGUGGUUAGUGUGAGCAGGUCAGGGCGUCCAAGUAAUACAAGUUCAUGGGUUGAUCAAGUUACUUGGGUUCCAGGAGAUGUUUUCUACCUCAACUGGGACGACGUACUUGUUGGGGCUACGGCAGUGGUCUCAACAAUUGGAGGUUUUGGCAGUGAGGAGCAGAUGAAAAGAAUUAAUGGUGAUGCCAAUAUUGCGGCUGUCAAUGCAGCAUAUGAUUUUGGGAUUCCCAAAUUCGUCUUAAUAUCAGUCCAUGAUUACAAUCUGCCUUCAUUUCUACUCUCAUCUUCAUACUUCACUGGAAAGAGGCAAGCAGAGUCUGAGGUCCUCUCCAAAUUUCCAAGAUCUGGCGUUGUACUUAGACCCGCUUUCAUUUAUGGAAAAAGAAGGGUGGAUGGUUUUGAGAUUCCCUUGGAUUUGGUUGGAGAACCAGUGGAAAAGUUUCUGUCUGUCUUUGGAAACUUCAUCAAACCUUUAAGUUCCGUUCCUGCUUCCGACAUUUUUCUUGCUCCCCCCGUCAGUGUGGACGAUUUAGCACUUGCUACCAUCAAUGCAAUCACGGACGACGAUGUUUUUGGUGUUUUCACAAUUGAACAGAUCAAGGAAGCUGCAGCAAAAGUGAGAGCGUGACAUAAUCAUCUCUCAGUCUCUGCUGAACAAACACAGCAUCUCUCAUGGUUUGGGCAAUAUCAUAAUGAAAAUUAGCUUCUUUAGUCAUAGUUAUCCGAUGACCGACCUAUUUUAUAUUACACUCAAAACGUUCUUCUCUAUUGCUAUAGUUUCAUAUAUUGAAAUAUAUCUUACCAAAAUUAUAUGCUUUAGUAUUAUAUAUUAUCUCUUACAGGGCUCGUGAACAUACAGAAAUGUGGACUGGAAUUUUUCCAAAGGAUGGUUGGAUGAAUCGAACAUCUUAUCUUAAUACUGUUUAGGUAAAAACAUUGAUUCUCUGUUUUUUA
Molecule: messenger RNA, 1425 nt
Organism: Cucumis sativus (cucumber)
Lineage: Eukaryota; Viridiplantae; Streptophyta; Magnoliopsida; Cucurbitales; Cucurbitaceae
Exons: 7
Coding region: 203-1099 (298 amino acids)
Cellular component (GO): mitochondrion
Molecular function (GO): protein-containing complex binding
Source: RefSeq, a predicted model, not a curated record